Messenger RNA from Halteromyces radiatus, 1573 nucleotides. Its product is annotated as elongation factor Tu. Gene Ontology annotation, cellular component: mitochondrion. The transcript is spliced from 5 exons. Gene Ontology annotation, molecular function: GTPase activity; translation elongation factor activity; GTP binding. NCBI's taxonomy places the organism in Eukaryota, Fungi, Mucoromycota, Mucoromycetes, Mucorales, Cunninghamellaceae. Gene Ontology annotation, biological process: mitochondrial translational elongation. The record is from RefSeq and is a predicted model, not a curated record. Bases 47 to 1471 code for a protein of 474 amino acids.
UUUUCUUCUUUUGACAUUUGUUCAAUUUAUUUCCUACCUUAGCAACAUGUUUGCCUUGAAGACUGCCACCAACAAAGCCAUUCUCCCUGCUACUCGUAUCGCUUCUCGUCGUUGUGCAUCCACUGUAUCUUCCAGAACUGCUUUUGUUUCUGCUCGUACUGCUUUGGCUCAUGGCAACCAAUUGACAUCUAAUUUGGUCAAGCAAGCAUAUGUUUCCUCCGCUCCUUCUCGAUUUUUGAAUUUUGGUCGUCGUACUUUUGCUACUGAAACUGGUGGUAAAUUCAGCCGUGGUAAGCCUCAUGUCAACAUUGGUACUAUUGGUCACGUCGAUCACGGUAAGACUACUUUGACAGCUGCUAUUACUAAGACAUUGGCUACCAGUGGAGGUGCUGAAUUUAUGGAUUACAAUCAAAUUGAUAAGGCUCCUGAAGAAAAGGCUCGUGGUAUCACCAUUUCUACUGCUCACGUUGAAUACGAAACUGAAAAUCGUCAUUAUGCCCACGUUGAUUGUCCUGGUCACGCUGAUUAUAUCAAGAACAUGAUUACUGGUGCUGCUCAAAUGGAUGGUGCUAUUAUUGUGGUAUCUGCUACUGAUGGUCAAAUGCCUCAAACUCGUGAACAUUUAUUGUUAUCUCGUCAGGUUGGUGUUCAAAACUUGGUGGUAUUCAUCAACAAGGUUGAUGCUGUAGAUGAUGAAGAAAUGUUAGAACUUGUAGAAAUGGAAAUGCGUGAACUUCUUUCUGAAUAUGGUUAUGAUGGUGAAGCUACUCCAAUCAUCAAGGGUUCUGCUUUGGCUGCUCUCGAAGGUCGUGAUCCUGAAAUUGGUGAAAAACGUAUUCUUGAAUUGAUGGCUGCUGUUGAUGCUCAUGUUCCUACUCCUGUCCGAGAUCUUGAUAAGCCUUUCUUGAUGCCUAUUGAAGAUGUAUUCUCUAUUUCUGGUCGUGGUACUGUUGCUACUGGUCGUGUGGAACGUGGUUGUAUCAAUAAGGGUUCCGAAGUCGAAAUUGUUGGUAUGGGUCCUACCAUUAAGACCACUUUGACUGGUGUGGAAAUGUUCCGUAAGGAAUUGGAUCGUGGUGAAGCUGGUGAUAACAUGGGUGCUUUAUUACGUGGUAUCAAGCGUGAACAAAUUCGUCGUGGUCAAGUUUUGUGUGCUCCUGGUACUGUUAAAUCUCACAAGAAAUUCAUGGCUCAACUUUAUAUUUUGACCAAGGAUGAAGGUGGUCGUCAUACUCCCUUUGUUAACAACUACCGUCCUCAAAUGUUUGUUCGAACCACUGAUGUCACUGUCAGUUUGACCCAUCCUGAAGGUACUGAAGAUCCUGAAGAUAAACUUAUCAUGCCUGGUGAUAAUGUUGAAAUGCAAUGUGAAUUAGUCCAUGAUGUUGCUCUUGAAGAAGGCCAACGUUUCACUAUCCGUGAAGGUGGCAAGACUGUUGGUACUGGUGUCGUUACCAAGGUUCAAGAUUAGAUUUUUUUUUCCUUUAUUAUCAUUGUCAUUCAUUUUUCCCCUUCAAUCCUAUCCUAUCCUUUCAUAGUUUUAUAGUUACAUCACAUUAGUUUUUUUUUUUUU